Messenger RNA from Lucilia sericata (common green bottle fly), 3507 nucleotides. It is a transcript of the gene Strip, whose product is annotated as striatin-interacting protein 1 homolog. The transcript is spliced from 2 exons. Gene Ontology annotation, cellular component: cytosol. The coding region runs from base 397 to 3081 and encodes 894 amino acids. NCBI's taxonomy places the organism in Eukaryota, Metazoa, Arthropoda, Insecta, Diptera, Calliphoridae. The record is from RefSeq and is a predicted model, not a curated record. Gene Ontology annotation, biological process: cytoskeleton organization.
UUCGAAUGCAGGAGUGUCAUAGAAUUGACAGAUUUUUUACGUGAAUACAAAAUUUUCUUUUGUGAAACUAUAAUGAGUAGAAAAAAAUCGAAGUUGUAAUGAAAUAAAUACUAGAAAAUAAAGAAUUAUUUUUGUAAAUUGAUAAUAAAAUAAAAACUUUCUGAUGCAAACAUAAAAAGCAAUAAUGUUUGAGUGGUUUUAUUGGCAAAUUGAUGCAGUGGUCACAUAAAAGUGCAGUGCAUCCAUAAGAAAAUACAUAAGAACAGAGUAGAAAAGUUUGACACACAUUCAAAUCUACACAGACAUUUAUAUUUUUAUAAAAUUAAGGAGGAAAAAAUAGAUUUAAAAUUUUAUUUUUUAUUUUUGUAACUCCUAAGAAUUAAAAGGAGCAACAAAAUGAUGCUCUCAUCGAUAAAUAAUUCAUUUGAGCAGGACACUCAUGAUACGGAUGCGAACUGCGAUGGGCCAGAUUUGGAUUUUGUGUACGCAGACAUUGAUACAUACCAAAAUGAAAUUGCCGAACUGUACAGCUAUACGGAGUUCAGUGAAUUCCAGCAAAAUGUUAAGGCAUUCGAAGAUCAGAUGGAAAUGUAUGAUUUGCCACCCAAUUGGCAGAAAUUGGACUCAAGUGCCCAAAGGGGUAUUGUAAUGAAGUUAAUGGACCAGUUGGAGGUUUCGAAUCGAUCUUUUCGUAUGCAAGCUGCGAGAUGUAUACUUUAUUUGGCCCAAGGAUGUUGGGCAGAAGUUCAGUCGGAUGAAGAACAACAUCAGAAUACAAGAGAGAAUGUGAUUGUUCUCUAUGAAUUAGGAAUUUUUUCAUCAUUCAUAGAUCUGCUGAAUAUGGAGAUUGAGAGUGCUUGUUCACCCGAUAUAGUGGCUGUAAAAAUUACCAAUGUCACCCUUGCCGACUCGGCAGAUCUGCGUGUUAUAUUAUCAGUACUUUAUACUAUCACCGAAACAAUUCGUAAUGAGAAAGACAAGGAUAGCGAAGACUAUCGAAAGAUAGCUGAAUCAUUUGUGCAAGACAUAAACAGUCCUUUACCAGAUGGAGAACUGCUUUCGGUAAAGCUUCUAGGAAUGAUUACUCGUUUCUGUAGCGGGGCUGCACCCCAUUUUCCAAUGAAAAAAGUGGUGUUGUUGCUUUGGAAAAUAUCACUAAUGGGUUUAGGCGGCAUGGAAGUGCUAAAGAAUCUCAAAAACGAAUAUCGGAUUAAAGCUGGCUUAGAACCGAUAACCGAAGAUACUCUGGAAGUAACCAAAUGCAUGCGGGCUAGUUCUCCUCCCGCCACAGCAGCUGAUUACUUGGACAAUCAAAACCUGAAGCGCAAUGCCUUCAGAAGGUCUUUAAUGAAACAAAGAUUUCUGGAUGAACAGGAACAAAUGGAUAUGGAGAUGACACCCGGAAAUGAAAGUGCUCCAAAUGGAGGAAACAAUGGUUCUGGCAAUGGAGGUGGUAAUGGAGGCAACCAAAAUGGUGAGGAUGACUACUAUCGGCCCUUUGAAGAUCCAUCUUCCACCACUUCUUCAUCUGGCAUUUCAACUGCAAAUCCCAAUAAUUUGCCCAGUUAUAGUGCACAACCUUCAGUGCAAGCUCCACAAAUAACCACUUGUUUGCCCUGGACUCCAAAAGUACGCCAGAAGGAUAUUGAUCAAUUCUUAGAUAUAUCACGCAAUAAGUUUAUUGGCUACUCCCUGAUCGACGAUCAUGAAAGCUUAGCUGGUCUGCCCCAGCCUAUACAUGAAGGCGUCGAGACACUAAGGCGUCACAUGUACGUAAGUCUCGCGGAUAUUCAAAUAAAAAAGGAGGAAGAUAUCGCCCGAAAUCCUAUAUCCACUCAAGAGGAUGAAAUUCAAAUGACUCCAGCAGAAGUUCUCUAUCAGGCAAUCCUACCGAACUUGCCGCAAUAUAUGAUUGCACUGCUAAAAGUUUUACUGGCUGCUUCGCCAACUUCCAAGUCAAAAACCGAAAGUAUCAAUAUCAUGGCAGAUGUUUUGCCUAAGAAAAUGCCACUCACAGCCACGCAAUCCACCAAACUGACAGUUGACAUGGGUCGUCACAAGGAGAUUAUUGUGAAAGCUGUUUCAGCCAUUAUAUUGCUGUACUUGAAGCAUUUUAAAUUGAAUCACAUCUACCAGUUCGAAUUCAUGUCACAACAUUUAGUUUUCGCCAACUGUAUUCCGUUGGUUUUGAAAUUCUUUAACCAAAACAUCACUGAAUUUGUCAGCAUGAAGAACACAAUUCCAUUAUUGGAUUUCCCAUCGUGUGUGAUUGGAGAACAACCCGACUUGUCGGGCGAAAGUUUCGUUUAUAGUGGUGAUGUCACAGACAAGCCAUAUUCGUGGAGAAAUGUAUUCUCUUGCAUUAAUCUGUUGCGUAUUCUAAAUAAACUUAUCAAGUGGAAACAUUCGCGUGUCAUGAUGCUGGUUGUCUUCAAAUCUGCGCCCAUUCUAAAAAAAACCCUUAAGGUUCGACACGCAAUGAUGCAGCUAUAUGUUUUGAAACUAUUAAAAAUGCAAACAAAAUAUCUGGGACGACAAUGGCGUAAAUCAAACAUGAAGACAAUGAGUGCUAUUUACUCGAAAGUACGUCAUCGCCUCAACGAUGACUGGGCAUUUGGCAAUGAUUUGGAAUCACGUCCAUGGGACUUUCAAGCGGAAGAGUGCACUUUGCGUGCAUGUGUAGAUAGAUUCAAUUUGAGAAGGUAUCCCGAAGCCACCCAAAAGUGUGGAGCAGGCGGUAACAAUGGAAACUCCGCCAAUAAUUCAGAUAACUCUUCAUCUGGCAAUGUUGCUAGUGGAAACGUUGAUGGCAACGGUGGUGGUGGUAAUGGAGGCGUUGGUUAUACAUCGGGCGCGACAGGCAAUGGUAUAGCUUCAGGAGUCGGUGGACAGUUGCAGGAUUAUGGCAUUGAGGGUGGUUUCCCAAGUGAUGAAAUUCUAACACAUUCAGACUUUGCAUUCUUCGGCCAUUCUGGAUGGUGGGAUCGUAAGGUUGAAUUGACCGACUAUUUUAAAGCAAAUUAUUCGCUUUGGUUGGAAGAGGAAGUCUACAACAAUCAAACCGAUUGGGAUGCUCUCUAAAAUAAAUAGACACAAUAUGAUUCUUAAUAUUUCGUGUUUAUAUAUGGCCCACAAAACAGUUAAAAUAUUAAAAAUAGAUCAACUGUAGAAAAAUUUAGCGUAACCACUUUAUAAGCAAUUUUUUAUCACAAAAAUAAAAUAGGAGCAACACCAAUUAUUUUAAUUUUUAUUGAAUGGUAUAAACUACAUAAUAUAUUGGAACAUACAAAUUUAUGUACACAACAUGUUGGAUUUUAAAUAAAUUAUCCUGUAAGGACUACCUAGAGUAAAGUACAUGUGAAGUGGAUACAUUCUAUUCAAUAAUUUAUUUGAUGUCAUGUUUGUUGGAAAAUGUCAGUAAAGUCUUGAGACGGUGAUCAUUUGUAGAAUAAACAUCAAAGGUCUUAAUAUUAAUAAAAACGAACUACUAAACAACUCGCUACUAAA